GCCUCAAUCUCGUUUCCAGGGGGCUGCCAACUUCGGUUUCUCUUACAUUUCCCCUCCCUAUAUAUACUCUUUCUCCCCCACCUUGCCUACUUGCCUAACCCCCCAUCUCUCCUCUCAUACUUCACUCUAACGUUCCCUUUGAGGUUUUAGGAAAACAGCAGAGAAAUUAAGGAAUGGAGACCUUCCUAUUUACCUCGGAGUCUGUGAACGAGGGACAUCCCGACAAGCUGUGUGAUCAGAUCUCUGAUGCAGUCCUCGAUGCCUGUUUGGCACAGGAUCCUGAGAGCAAGGUGGCUUGCGAGACCUGCAGCAAGACAAACAUGGUGAUGGUGUUUGGUGAGAUCACUACCAAAGCCGACGUAGACUACGAGAAGAUCGUGCGUGACACCUGCCGUGGCAUCGGUUUCACAUCUGACGAUGUGGGUCUGGAUGCCGACAACUGCAAAGUGCUGGUUAACAUAGAGCAACAAAGCCCUGAUAUUGCCCAAGGUGUCCAUGGCCAUCUCAGUAAGCGUCCCGAGGAAAUCGGUGCUGGUGACCAGGGCCAUAUGUUUGGUUACGCCACAGAUGAAACCCCUGAAUUGAUGCCUUUGACCCAUGUUUUGGCAACCAGGCUUGGUGCUCGCCUCACUGAAGUUCGCAAGAACGGAACUUGCCCUUGGCUCAGACCUGAUGGCAAGACUCAAGUCACCGUCGAGUAUUACAACGACAAGGGUGCCAUGGUGCCUGUUCGUGUCCACACCGUGCUCAUCUCCACUCAACAUGACGAGACCGUGACUAACGAUGAGAUAGCUGCUGAUUUGAAGGAGCACGUCAUCAAGCCGGUUAUACCCGAGAAGUACCUUGAUGAGAAAACCAUUUUCCACCUUAACCCGUCAGGCCGUUUCGUCAUUGGAGGUCCCCAUGGUGAUGCUGGUCUCACUGGUCGCAAGAUUAUCAUUGAUACUUAUGGAGGAUGGGGUGCUCAUGGUGGUGGGGCUUUCUCUGGUAAAGACCCUACCAAGGUGGAUAGAAGCGGGGCUUACAUUGUGAGGCAGGCUGCGAAGAGCAUUGUUGCUAAUGGACUAGCUAGGAGGUGCAUCGUGCAAGUCUCCUACGCCAUUGGUGUACCUGAGCCAUUGUCUGUAUUUGUGGACACUUACGGUACUGGAAAGAUCCCAGACAAGGAAAUUCUCAAGAUUGUGAAGGAGACCUUUGACUUCAGACCAGGAAUGAUUGCCAUCAAUCUUGAUCUUAAGAGAGGGGGCAAUAGCAGGUUCUUGAAGACUGCUGCGUAUGGUCAUUUUGGUCGGGAUGACACAGAUUUCACUUGGGAGGUUGUCAAGCCACUGAAGUGGGACAAGGUCCAUGCUUAAUUGGAGCUUCUUCACAUUGAUUCUAUGUCUGAUUUAUCUUAUCUGCUGUCUGCUACCAUAUGAGUCUGCUUUUCUUACAAUUUCCUUUAAUUUCUUUUUUUGGGUUUGAAAUUUGAUUAAAUUUAUAUAUAUGCAUAUGCAUAUGAUAUGAGAGGUAAUGAAUGAAAUAGCAAUGAGAAAGGAUGUACUGCCAUGUUAUUAUUAUUACAAUUUGAAAUAUAAUAACAGAAAAUGAAUUAAAGCA
Messenger RNA from Gossypium raimondii (Peruvian cotton), 1599 nucleotides. Its product is annotated as S-adenosylmethionine synthase. Gene Ontology annotation, cellular component: cytosol. The coding region runs from base 174 to 1355 and encodes 393 amino acids. NCBI's taxonomy places the organism in Eukaryota, Viridiplantae, Streptophyta, Magnoliopsida, Malvales, Malvaceae. The transcript is spliced from 2 exons. Gene Ontology annotation, biological process: S-adenosylmethionine biosynthetic process. Gene Ontology annotation, molecular function: ATP binding; methionine adenosyltransferase activity. The record is from RefSeq and is a predicted model, not a curated record.